GUUGCCCACUGCUGGGAAGCCCUCUUUUCCGUCUCUCUGCAAUUCCGCCGUUGCGAUGGCGGCUGUACGAAUGAUAGGCAAGUCCUACUGUAAUUCCAACCAUUGAUUCAAAUUCUAAACUACGGGAACGCCUAACUGACGAUCUCUUCCUUCCAUUCUUUUCUGGAACAGAUAUUGCGGUAAACUUCACAGAUGGCAUGUUCAAAGGAAUCUAUAAUGGCAAGCAGCACCAUGUAGCUGACAUACCUGCUGUCCUGACUCGGGCUUGGAACGCAGGUGUGGAACGCAUCAUUGUCACUGGUGGGUCUCUGGAGGAGUCGAGGGAAGCUCUGGCAAUUGCCGAGACAGAUGGAAGGCUUUUCUGUACUGUUGGUGUGCACCCUACUAGAUGCAAGGAAUUUGAAGAAAGUGGGGAUCCGGAGAACCAUUUCCAAGCUCUGUUGUCGUUGGCCAAAGAAGGAAUUCAGAAAGGAAAGGUUGUGGCAGUUGGUGAGUGUGGACUGGACUAUGACAGGCUCCACUUUUGCCCUGCUGAGAUUCAAAAGAAGUAUUUUGAGAAGCAGUUUGAAUUAGCACAUGCCACAAAGCUGCCUAUGUUCCUCCAUAUGCGUGCAGCUGGCGAGGACUUUUGUGAGAUCAUGGAUCGUUACAAGGACAGGUUCACCGGUGGCGUAACGCAUUCCUUUACUGGCAGCACAGAAGAUCGUGAUAAACUUCUUGCAUUCAGAAAUAUGUAUAUAGGUGUAAAUGGUUGCUCUUUGAAGACAACUGAGAACCUUGAUGUUGUGAGGGACAUUCCCAUUGACAGAAUGAUGAUAGAGACCGACUCUCCCUAUUGUGAAAUAAAAAACACACAUGCAGGAAUCAAACAUGUAAAAUCAUCCUGGCCUUCCAAGAAGAAAGAGAAGUAUGAACCAGGGUCCAUUGUCAAAGGCCGGAAUGAACCUUGUUUAGUUCGGCAAGUUUUAGAGGUCGUGGCAGGCUGUAAAGGCAUCACUAAUACUGAAGAAAUGAGCAGAAUCAUCUACCACAACACCUGCAGAAUGUUCUUUCCGCAGGACUUGGAUUCCGCUGCAGAGUCUCUUCUUGCUGGUGGCGAUCAGGAUUCUUAGCUAACAUGAACUGUUUUCCUGCUGAUCGUGAUCAUGAUUCUCAUGGAAAAUGCCUUAUUCCCUCUUCUGCUCAACUUUUUCUAGUUGGAAUAAACCCAUUCUCAUUUAUUUUUAAGUUCCCCUGAGAAUACUUCAAACCUUGCUUUUUAUCGAGACAUCUUUGAUAUUAGUCCUGGGUUCUUUAGAGUUAUACUGAUACUUGCUCGAACGAGUCUUCAAAAAGUUGUCACUUAGUACAAAUAUAUUACAAUAUAUAUGGUCAUCCAUUUAGCAACAAUUUUCUGC
Linum tenue is the source of this 1397-nucleotide messenger RNA. NCBI's taxonomy places the organism in Eukaryota, Viridiplantae, Streptophyta, Magnoliopsida, Malpighiales, Linaceae. The record is from the annotation of a GenBank genome assembly.